CAGCAAGAGGGAAGGACCCCAGCCCUACAGUGACGCUGGCCGUCUGCUGGCAGGAUGGGCCCGGCCGCAGGCAAUGAGUCGGGGACCCUGGAUUUCGUGCUGCUCGGGCUGUGGGCCCCGCCGGCCCUGCGGCCCUUGCUGUGGACGGCGCUGCUGCUGGCCUAUCUGGCCACCGUGCUGGGCAACGGCGCGCUGGUGGGGCUGAUCGCGCUGGACCGGCGGCUGCAUAGGCCCAUGUACCUCCUGUUGUGUCACCUGGCGCUGCUGGACGCGGCCUAUGUGAGCACCACGCUGCCCCAGGCGCUGGCGCACAUGGCCUCGCGCCGCGCCCGCCUCUCGCUGGCACGCUGCGGGGCGCAGCUCUACGUGGGCAUCUCCCUGGGCAGCUGCGAGGCGCUGCUCCUGGCCGCCAUGGCCCUGGACCGCAGCUUGGCGGUGUGUAGGCCCCUGCACUACACCAUGCUGGUGACCCCUCUGCGCUGCGCGGCGCUGGCUGGCGCCGCCUGGACGCUGGGCUUCGCGCUGUCGGUGCCCAACGCGGCGGCCGCGCUGCGCCUGCCCUUUUGCGCUGGGAGGCCGGCCGUGGACCACUUCUUCUGCGAGCUGCCCGCGGUGCUGCGGACGGCGUGUGCAGACACCACCGCCAACCACAGGCUCAUCUAUGGCCUGGGCGUGCCCAUCCUCCUGGUGCCCCUGACCUUCAUCCUCGCCUCCUACGCCUCGAUUCUGGCCGCAGUGGGCAAGUUGCCUUCCGCCAGGAGCCGCCUCAAGGCCCUGUCCACCUGCAGCUCACACCUGGCGGUAGUGGGGCUCUUCUACGGCACGGUAAGUGCCAUGUACCUGCGCCCGCGCGCCUCCAGUGCCCUCCCUGCCAGGCAGCACAAGCUGGUGGCCGUUUUCUACCUCGUGGUCACGCCCGUCCUGAACCCGCUCAUCUACAGCCUUCGGAACCGCGAGGUCCACGCAGCAGCCCGCUCUGCCCUGGCCCGGCUGCGGGGCGUCCGCGCUGCGCGGCGCUGACAGCCAGGCUGGUGACCGGCCUCCCAGCCUCUGCCCACUCCUCGGAAUUGGACCGGGCCUGGGUGUCUUCGCUUCUGUCAGCUUUGGCUGCUGCGACUUCGACCCCUUAGCUGGAGAGCAGCCGAGACGACAGGAGCGGGCAGCUGGGUUCCAGAACCAGAAACUUCCGUUGGUGGAUACCAGAAUCCGAAUUUUAUCUCAUAUUCGUGGGUCACAAAAUAUUAUUCUUCUGUGGAUUUUUUUCAACCCUUUGAAAAUACAAAAGUCAGUUUUAGAUAGCAGAGCUGGGCGCGUAAACCCUGAUGGGCGGCCAAGACGGAUUAUUGUCAGGAUUAAAUAAAUAAGGUGUCUCUGCU
Molecule: messenger RNA, 1376 nt
Organism: Ictidomys tridecemlineatus (thirteen-lined ground squirrel)
Lineage: Eukaryota; Metazoa; Chordata; Mammalia; Rodentia; Sciuridae
Source: RefSeq, a predicted model, not a curated record